Ornithodoros turicata is the source of this 833-nucleotide messenger RNA. RefSeq lists its product as uncharacterized. Lineage: Eukaryota; Metazoa; Arthropoda; Arachnida; Ixodida; Argasidae. The transcript is spliced from 2 exons. The annotation marks the transcript as partial. The record is from RefSeq and is a predicted model, not a curated record.
UCGGGUGCUUCAUUGUCUUCACAACUAUGGCUAAGGCAGUGGCACUUCUUUGCUGCUUCAUCACAGUGGCUAGCGCUGGCUUCCUCGGUGGAGGUAGCGGAGGCCACGGCGGGCAAGGAUUUGGCAGCGCCGGUGGAUAUGGUUCAGCAGGAGGUUUUGGAGGUGGAGGCCACGGUGGCGGAUUUGGUGGUGGCCACGGUGGCGGAUUCGGUGGUGGCCAGGGUGGCGGAUUCGGUGGUGGCCAUCAUGGUGGAGGAGGGGGCGGAAUCAGUUCCUCGUACCUCGUGAAGACUGUCACAAGGACGUCCUCUGCUGGCGCUGGAGGGCACGGUGGUCAUGGCGGAGGAGGUUACAGUGGUGGUCAUGGCGGGUUUUCUGGAGGACAUGGCGGAGGAGGCUACAGUGGUGGUCAUGGCGGGUUUUCUGGAGGAUAUGGCGGGGCUGGCCUUGGCGGUGGAUAUGGAGGUGGAUUCUCAGGUGGACACGGCGGAGCUGCUGGCGGUGGUCAAGCAGCUAAGAUCAUCCUUGUGAAGAGUUCAGGCGGCUCUGGAGGAUUCGGUGGAGGCUUCGGAAGCGCUGGAGGUUUUGGUGGAGGACACGGAAGCGCUGGAGGUUUCGGUGGAGGACACGGUGGAUAUGGCGGCGGCCAUGGCGGAAGCUUUGGAGGCCAAAGUGGUGGAUUUGCUGGAGGUUUCGGCGGUCAUGGUGGUGCUGGAGGAUAUUCCGGAGGCCACGAUGCUGGAGCAGCUAACGCUGUAUCCAAGAUUGUCCUCCUGAAAGCUUUCAGUGGCAGCAACGUUGCCGGAGGAGGUCACGGUGGAGGUGGUGGUGGC